Myiozetetes cayanensis is the source of this 1013-nucleotide messenger RNA. RefSeq lists its product as uncharacterized. The record is from RefSeq and is a predicted model, not a curated record. Lineage: Eukaryota; Metazoa; Chordata; Aves; Passeriformes; Tyrannidae. The transcript has 9 exons. The annotation marks the transcript as partial.
AAUGAUUCCAAAGGUCCAAAGAAAGGGUCCAUCAAUCUGACGCUUUGUGCUGCAGUCCGCAAGAAUUUGAAUGUCAGCGACGUUGCAGUGGAGAACAGCAAAGGGGCCUUGCCAGCAGCAGGAGAAGAUGAAAAGGAAGACAAUGACUCGCCCUGGGAUUCUGAGACCGAUUCUGAAGAUGCACCAGAAAAUGUGCUGCCUCCUGCCUCAGUCAGCAAGAAUUUGGAUGAGCGAUCUAUUGCAGUGGAGCCCAGCAAAGCUAUCCUGCCAGCAGCAGGAGCAGGGAAGGAAGAAAAUGUUGACCCUUCUUCUGAGAAUAAGCUGCCUACAUUGGAGAGAGAAAAGCUUCAGCUAAGAUUUGAUUCUUCAACUCAAACAGAUUCUCAGCUGGACAUACAGCCAUUGCUCACGCAGCUGCUGGAAAUGCUUGAUGAAGUUCUCAAAACAAACUCUCCGGCAGAAGCUUCACUUGCAACUAUGAAGACCCACAGCAAGGACGUGAAGGAACAGAAAGUGCUGAUGCAGGAGAAAUUGGAGAGGUCUGAAACUAAGGAACCGAAAGAGCGUCAUGUCCAGAAUGAAUGUUCUCCUGAGUCACUGAAGAACGCCCCAAAGGAGAAGGGAGUAAGAAUUCCCAGGAACCUGCAAGACCUUCCUCCUUUACAGAACAUGCCUUUACGUGCAGCUGUUCGUGAGCUGAAAGAACGCUUUCAUCGUCUCGAAGUUGACUACGCCAGGCUGGAAGCCACAAUCCAGUGUCAAGCCAGCAUCAUCGAAAUAAUUGAGAAGUCGCGGCAAACCAAAAAGACAUGCAAUUGCUGCACCAUUCACGGAGGAGCGAGGCUCAAGCUACCAUGAGAAACACAGUCAUCUCUCCAGUGCAAUUAAACCAGCAGUGCUUGAGCCCUUUCAGUGAAGACUCUGAGGCAAACUACACGGAGAAGGGCGCUCUGGAGCUGAGACCCUCUUUGAGGCUGAAGACAUCAGAACGACCACCAGAACAACAUCCCAAA